AUGGCCGAUCAGCUUAACAUGGGCGGCCUCUCGAUCGACAACCGCCAGCCCAACGGUAUUGGUGGCGGUCGUAGUACUUACAUCCCUCCUCAUAUGCGCGGUAUGCAGGCUGAACCCAACAACGCCCGACCUCCGCCAAUGAGCAGCUCACCUCAAACAAACGGUGCUUGGGGCGGCCGUGAUAUUCGUAACAUGCCCGGCGGCGGAGCCCCUCCGAGCUGGGCCGAUGCCCCGAACUUCACUCCACGCGAUGGACCUGAGAGCGCUCAGGGUGGCGGUGCGCCUACCACGUGGAAUAGUGCCCCCUCGCGUCAGUUCGAUCCUAAUGCUUACAGAGGAUCUGGAGGUUCGUCAUAUGGAGGUGGCGGCAACGCCGCUCGCGGUUCCGGAGAUGGUCAAUGGCGAGAUGGGAAACAUGUACCCGGCCCGCCAAACACCCGUCUUGAGCGUGAACUUUUCGGUGUCCCCAAUGAUCCUUCAAAGGUGCAGUCUGGUAUCAAUUUCGCGAACUACGACGAUAUUCCUGUGGAGGCUUCCGGAAAUAAUGUGCCCGAGCCCACCAUGCAAUUCAGCAACCCUCCUCUUGAUGAACAUCUCUUGUCGAAUAUCAAGCUUGCGAACUACAAUACACCUACUCCUGUCCAAAAAUACUCUGUUCCCAUCGUCAUGGCAGGUCGUGAUCUAAUGGCCUGUGCUCAAACAGGUUCCGGAAAGACUGGUGGUUUCUUAUUCCCUAUUUUGUCUCAAGCAUAUCUUAAUGGUCCAGCUUCAAACGCGCCGCCUCAAGCCGGUGGCAUGGGCUAUCGUUCACGCAAGGCACUUCCAACCUCCCUCAUCUUGGCACCAACCCGAGAGUUGGUUUCACAAAUCUUUGACGAGUCUCGCAAGUUUGCAUACCGUUCCUGGGUCCGACCAUGCGUUGUCUAUGGAGGUGCUGACAUUGGAUCACAGCUGAGGCAAAUUGAACGUGGUUGUGACCUGCUCGUUGCCACACCUGGACGUUUAGUGGACCUGAUUGAGCGGGGGAGGAUCUCGCUGGCAAAUAUCAAGUAUCUAGUCCUUGAUGAGGCAGAUCGCAUGUUGGACAUGGGUUUCGAGCCUCAGAUUCGCCGCAUUGUGGAAGUGGAGGAUAUGCCUGGAGUCAACGACCGUCAAACACUCAUGUUCUCGGCUACAUUCCCCAGAGAUAUUCAAAUGCUGGCCCGUGAUUUCUUGAAAGACUACGUUUUCUUGUCAGUCGGACGUGUCGGCUCAACCUCGGAAAACAUUACCCAGAGCGUUGAGUAUGUCGAGGAUAUGGACAAGCGGUCCGUGCUGUUGGAUAUCUUGCACACCGUUGGCGCCGGUCUUACCUUAAUCUUUGUGGAGACGAAGCGCAUGGCGGAUUCGCUGUCCGACUUUCUUAUCAACCAGAACUUCCCUGCCACAUCAAUUCACGGUGACCGCACUCAGCGUGAGCGUGAGCGAGCUCUAGAGAUGUUCCGCAAUGGGCGCUGCCCUAUCCUAGUCGCUACUGCAGUUGCAGCUCGUGGGCUAGACAUUCCAAAUGUGACUCAUGUCGUCAAUUAUGACCUCCCAACAGAUAUCGACGAUUACGUUCACCGUAUCGGUCGUACAGGACGCGCUGGUAACACAGGAAAGUCCACCGCUUUCUUUAAUCGAGGCAACCGUGGGAUUGUUCGAGAUCUGAUAGAUUUACUCAAAGAAGCUCACCAAGAAGUUCCCGCAUUCCUUGAGAAUGUGGCGCGCGAAGGCUCUGGCUUUGGCGGUGGCCGCGGUGGGGGGGGACGAUCAGGUGGACGUGGUCGAGGAGGUGCUGCUACACGUGACUUCCGCAAGGCUGGGGCUGGAGCUGGAGGUGGUGCAGGAGGUGGCGUUGGCGGCGGCUUUGGCGGCCCCGCUGGAGGUGCGUAUGGAGGCGUGACAGCUUUCUUCCGUCCCAGCUAUGGUGCUCCGGCCUACGGUGGUUAUGGAGGUGGCGGCUACGGUGGGGGCUACGGUAACCCCUCUGGACCAGGUGGCCAAUCCUCCUGGUGGUAG
Bacidia gigantensis is the source of this 2040-nucleotide messenger RNA. It is a transcript of the gene DED1, whose product is annotated as DEAD-box ATP-dependent RNA helicase. The coding region runs from base 1 to 2040 and encodes 679 amino acids. The record is from RefSeq and is a predicted model, not a curated record. Gene Ontology annotation, molecular function: RNA helicase activity; RNA binding; ATP binding. Gene Ontology annotation, cellular component: nucleus. The transcript is spliced from 3 exons. Lineage: Eukaryota; Fungi; Ascomycota; Lecanoromycetes; Lecanorales; Ramalinaceae.